AACCGAAUCCGAACACUGAAUGACGGUGUACUGCUGACUGGUGUAUAGCUAUACAUUUUAUGUAGUUUUACGUUCAUGCAAAUCGCGGAUAAAGCAGACGUGCCGCUCCCUUCACCCAGUAAAUUUUUUACCACUGAAACGUAUACCUAGACUGUACCAAAAUUGUCAACACACCAUAAAAAAUAUCUUUAAUUAAAAUUAAAAGCGACUUUCACCGGAAACAUUAAUAAUCUGAUUAGUCGAAUCAAGGGUUGUGGAAUCAUCCCGCAUAUCAGUGAUUGAUCUCACAAUGCAUCCGUGUGCAUGGUCAGUAUCAGAUAUAUCUGUGUGAUGUACCGAGUGGCUGAGUUAAGUGACAAAGCAGAAGCGUCGGCUCCCACUCGAAACUAUUAUCCCAUUCGAGAUUACGUUGGGCCGGGAACUAGCCACUUGAUUUAGUUGCCGCAGGGACACCAAAGCGGUAAAUACGGAGUCGCAAAUCCUGCUUCGCAUCAUUUAUCGCCAGGAUUUCGAUUUAAAAAUGGUGCAGCAAGAUUUGACUUAGAUCGAAGAGGACAUACUAAAGGGUGAUGGUCCAGCGAUGGCUCAGGGAUGCUCAUUAGUGUGAGUUCCGAGCGAGCUAAGAACUUUGAGUGAUUCUGGUGCAGUGUUGUGUUGUGUCUAGUCAUAGUGAAAGUGUGUGAGUGUUGUCCGACCCGGAAUGCCCUCCGCGAUGUUGUCCGCCGUGCUCGAAGAGGAGCCGGAUCUGUAUGAGGCAUUCCCCCCACAUGUUGACCCAACUGGUAUUACAAUCCUGACUGAUAGCCCCCCAGGCAAGAAGGCGCCCCUCAAGACCUAUGAGGAGGUGCAGCCGCUCCUCCAGCAGGGCCGCAAGCGCGACCUCAAGCUUGUCAUCCGCGAAAAUUCCUGGCCCAUCAACAGCCCCGUGCGAGCCGCGCUCUGGCCCGCGCUCUGCAGACAGCACCAGCAUGGCAAGUCCAUGCUCGACGGCUUCUACUGGGACAUGGUCACGCAGGUGUUCGGUACAGUGGAACUGCCGGACAAGCCGAUUAUGUUGCCACCGUUCGUGGAGGCGACCCACUGCCUCGGUUACCACCUGACGCGCAAGGGGCGCGCGGUCGCGGACCGUGUCGUGUCCGUACUGGGUUAUGCAUGCCCCGAUAUCACCUACAGUCCAAGCCUGUAUCCUAUCACUGCGGCACUGCUGCAUUUUAUGCCUGAGGAAGAAUGCUACCACUGUAUGGCGAGCCUGGUGGCGUCAAAGGAAAAGAUGUUCAUCACCCAAACCAAAUUGCACAACGAAGUCACCUGGAAGACGGUCAUGCAGAUCGCCAAGAAACAUGCCAAGUCGGCCGCGCAGCAGCUGUCGCGGCUGUCUGGCGCCAUAGGACCGGAGCGCAUCUACGCCGACUGGCAGUGGUGGAUCCUCGCUGCACUGCCCUUUCCGCACCUCGUCCGUGUCCUCGACUGCUUCUUUAAUGAGGGCAUUAAGGUGUUCUACAGGGUAGCGCUGGCUAUCUUGAUCCUUUUCCAUAAGCACUGCGCCAACACUAGCUCGGAGUGGUACGCGGAAGCCAGCAAGAGCGGCGUUGACCACGCCAUCGACAAGUUCUGCCGCAACAUGCCCGCCUCACCCACUAAGCUGCUCCGCACCGCAUUCAGCAUACGGGCAUUGAGUUCACAGUACAUAUCACGGGUGUUCAUAAAGACGGAGAUGACUUUGAAGUCCAAGCAAGUGAUAACGGGCUCGCGGCUGGUGAGGUCGCGCUCCUCCGACAAUCUACCCACCAGCCAGUCGCAGGUCAACAUACAGAUGAUGUCCCAUACCCUCACCAUACGAGAGAGAAUGUCUGAGGAAACGUGCAAACAAAUGAGCCCUCGCUCCUCCCACCUGGCCCUGUGGUUCCCAUUCCCUAAUGCGGUGUUCAAGGACCAGCGCCAGCACUCGUCUGACCUCAGACAGAAGCUGUUCACUCUAUGGUCGUGGCUGCCGGUGAGGAUUACGAUGUACCAGCCGGUACUACUGUAUACUACAGAAGAGCACGGCUGCUCUCUGACCACCUUUUACGUUCGUGUUGAACAUCACGAACCGACGUUGCUAAUGAUAAAGACGUGCAAUAACGAAGUUUUUGGUGCGUAUUGUUCUACGCGAUGGUUCGAACGUAACCAGAAGGACGAGCGCGGUAACCGACAGGCGUACUUCGGCACCGGAGAGACAUUCCUCUUCAGCCUUUACCCGGAGCGCGCCAAGUACCCGUGGGUGGGGUGCUCGGCGAACGCGGGCGGCGCGGCCGCGGAGGGCAAGGGCGAGGAGCACCGCGUCGCUCACGGCUCCGAGCUCUUCAUGGCCGCAGACUCCAAGAUGAUCACCAUCGGCGGCGGUGAUGGACAAGCGAUCUGGAUGGACGAGAACAUCAGGUUCGGGAAGACUGACCGCUGCUCCACGUUCAACAACCCGCCGCUCUGCCCCAGCGGGGACUUCGAGAUACGAGUCCUCGAGGUGUACGGCUUUUCAGGAGCGUAGACCCCCAACACCCACAUCACCCCCACACCCCACCCACGGAGAGCAAUCUCGUAUAGUAGUCUUCUUGUUCCCCACUCACCCCUUAUCCUGCGCUGUACACCUCUCAAUCGAUUCUAUUCGAUUAUCCACACUAUAGGACGGUUAUUCCGAUUAACGAUUAAUCGAUUGUGCUAAAAAAUUACUCGAUUUGUUUUUUUUUUUGCUGGAUUCGACAGUCGGAUUGAGUUUUGCCUGAUUUGUUACUUUUAAACUCUUUUACGGUAUAUCAGCAAAGGUAUAUAGCAUUUUAUGCUAUCUGUUAUAUUUUUACCCGCGAACUUGUGUUCAGAUUUUUAAUGACAAUUGUUUUUGAAGUCAUUUUAAAAUAUUGCAAAUUUAAUACUUAUGAAGUGGGCAAUAGAUUACAAAGAAGUUUUUUCGGAUCACUAGGAUUUUUUAAUCGGAUCUAAUCUUUGCAAUCGUGACGUUUUAUUUUGAAAUAUUAUCAUUAUUUCGUCUGUUGAAAUUGUAUUUUAGUAUUUGUAGUAAUAUUUCAGUGAUUCAUCACGAUAUUAUUGUUAAAUAAUCCGAUGUAUCGACAACUCCUUGCCGUGUUAACACCAAUAUGUUAACCCUGAGGUUUGUCAUCGUGUGACCCCGUAGCCAUUAUCUGUCAACACAGUCCGUUCAAGACAACGAAAACGGGGACUUAGGUUGUUUCUAAAUAUAUAUUUAGUAUAUUUAAUCGUGUUUAGUGUUUCGUGUAAGUACAAAAUAGAUGUCGUGCCUACUCGAAGUUAAUACGCUUAAAAUAAAAGCAAUAUGUGUAAUGUGUCCGUGCGAAUGUACGGUGUAUCGAUGUGAACAUUCCAGUGAUCGCCUUGAGGUCUAUACGAUCGACCCUAGUGCAACAUUAAUCGAUGGAAUUAAAAAUCUACCUUAAUGCGUUAGACGUAACGUUCAUAAUAUAUUGGCAACGAUAGUAUUCCGUGUUAUUAAGCAUCCUUGUCGCUUUAAGGCUUGUCGUUUAUAUUAUAUUCGAACAGACUAUAUUCGAUUGUCUUUGCUCACAAAUAUGUACCAAAGAGAAUAUUCGUAAGGGGCUAAGUCCUGUUUCAAACGUUCCAUAGACAUUUUCUUAAAUAUUUUUUUCAAAUUGAACGUAUUUUACAAACACGCACAUUAGAUCUUUACAGGUUGAUCUAAUUUAAAGAGGCUUUAUUUUUAUUGCAAUCUUAUGAUAUAUCAAAAGGCGAAAUUUAUCAGAAAAAAAGACAGGUUAAAAAGAAAUGUGUAUGGUAACAUUUGAAACGGGUGCAUACGUGGGGUUACUAAGAAAGUAUUGCCACAUUAUAAAUUAAAAAUUUCCUGCAAUAUCGGGUAAAAUUGCUUAAAUUUUAUUAAAAAUUCUUGUAAAUUUAUAAUUGUAGCGUUGGUGUUGCCAUACCACGCGUCGCAUAGUAUUAUUUAUACAUAUUUGGACGAUAAUGUGCCAAAAAUGGACCAUUUCAAAAAAAAUAUACAAAUUGGAUGGGUUUUGGCUAUCGUAAAGUAUUGUUGGAAUUUCGCUUUUACUAUUUAUACGAUAAGUAUUUACACUUUUCUCUCGUAUAGUUCACUGUAUGACGAAACUUGAUGUGGAUAGGAUAAAUUAUUGAAAUUCAAAGUAAAUUAUGCUCUAACGUUAAGAUUUGAUGAUAUAAAAAGCAAUGCAAUAUGUUAACUGUUUAAUGUCACAAGUUAUAAAUGAUACAUAUCCCUGCCAGUACAAAUGGGGGUUCACUACGCGUUCAUAUCACUCGCGGGCUUGUUCUGUCUACGCUUCUUUAUGUAAAUAUUAUUUCUCCUGUUCCUUUUACUCUGCACAUUGCACUGUCUUACUAAAUGAUAAGCUACUACAAAGUAGAUGCAGCAAGAAUAAUAAAGUUUUAAGGAACUUUUGAGGCUUCCUAAUGAUUGUUUAAUUACGGGACAGUCGCAAUGUGCGGAGUCAAGCGUAGCUAACAGCUGUCGUGUAUUCGAUAAACAAUAAUUAUUAUCAGAAGCCUAAGAUUUGUUUUUAAAUUCAGAUUAUUUAUGUAAUUUAUUGAGUAGGUAACAAGUAUGUUUUGUAGUGUAUUGAUAUAGUACUCUGCGGGGCGGUGACUCGGUCACAUGUUACGUUUUAAGGAUGCUAUAUUAUUUGUUCGCUCAGUUAUUUGAGUAGAGCACUGGCAACACUCGCUCCAGACGACGCGGGGAUAUUUAUAAUACAGUAAUGCAAUAAAACAUGAAAGUAUGGCCAGUAUGUCAUUUAUAAAUUGUGAUUACAUAGAAAAUUAAAUAAAAGAAUGAACUGGCUACCCUGAGUUGUUCGUCUGGACCGGUGUUGCCAGUGGCGGCGCGCGUCGCUUUAUUUUUAAGUUUAAGGUCGCUGCCUCCCGCAGAGCGGCGUCACUCGCGAUUUGUUGCUGUUAGCCAUUUUGUCGUUGAUCAGUGUAAAGUCUAGUCUUUAUUCUGUUUUUAUUCUUUAACGAUAUAAUAUUCUAAAUAUUUACGAAUUGAUAUUUAAAUUGUGCGAUUCGGCCCCGGUAGUGGGCAAGUAGGCUCGUGGUUAGUUAGUUUAUAAGUACAUUUAAUGUAAAAUAUACAGUUAUUAAUCUCUGUUCUCCCUUUCAGUAUUUGUGGUGUACGUUUUUUUUUUUAAUGUGAUGAAUAAAUGUGUAGUGUGCGAGGCCAAGAUGGCCGCCGUGCGAGCGUUGUUACGAUGUACUGUUACAUUCGAAUAGUUUUAGUCCGUCGCACUCGCGACGGUACGAAACUCGUUUAUGGUAAUGUAAAUGUUGCUUUAUAAUGUCUACAAAAUAUAUAAUCCCAUAUAAA
Papilio xuthus (Asian swallowtail) is the source of this 5365-nucleotide messenger RNA. RefSeq names its product GTPase-activating protein skywalker (gene sky). The transcript is spliced from 14 exons. Bases 701 to 2524 code for a protein of 607 amino acids. NCBI's taxonomy places the organism in Eukaryota, Metazoa, Arthropoda, Insecta, Lepidoptera, Papilionidae. The record is from RefSeq and is a predicted model, not a curated record.